This is a messenger RNA of Camelina sativa (false flax), 1227 nucleotides long. RefSeq lists its product as uncharacterized. The record is from RefSeq and is a predicted model, not a curated record. Gene Ontology annotation, cellular component: membrane. NCBI's taxonomy places the organism in Eukaryota, Viridiplantae, Streptophyta, Magnoliopsida, Brassicales, Brassicaceae.
UCUCCAUCUUCUUCCAGACAACAGAAAAAAAAAACAAAAAUGAAUCGGAAUCUUAGAAACGCCAUUGUUGCAUUCCUUGCACCACUUCCCUCUAUCGUCUUCUACCUCACCUUUCUCCGUAACAGUUACUCUCCAGCUUCCGAUUCAGAGCUCUCCUCUAUUCAUUCAUGGUGUUUGAAUCAUCCUCUUCUUCUGGCAAACCUUCUCUUCUUCUUCAACGUCAAUGUGCUCUUCUGGAUCAUCGGUUUACUCCAAUCUAGCCACUGGAUGAUCGAUGUGUAUUGGACUGUGAUACCAGUAAUGCUGGUUCAUUACUUCGCUUCUCAUCCAUUGGGACAAUACAACAAGUGGAGAUCCACGAUUGUCAUUAUCCUGACAUGGGUUUGGAGUAUUCGGUUGACUCAUAACUACUUCCGGCGGGAAAAUUGGGAAUGGGGUGCUAGAGAAGACUGGAGGUUCAACGACUUACGGAAACAGUAUGGGAAACACUGGUGGUGGCUCUCCUUCUUCUCUGUCUACGUUUCGCAGCAGAUCUUCCUCAUUGGGAUAUGUCUACCUUUAUAUGUCAUCCAUUUCGUUGAUGCGCCACUAAACAUCUGGGACUUCGUUUCCUCGGCUAUCUGUUUGACGGGUAUUGUCAUGGCAUACUACGCAGACACACAGCUUCACGAGUUUGUAACCGGAAACCAAAAACUCAAGGAGCAAGGAAAGCCUAAAAUCCCCAAUCUUGACACCGGUCUGUGGCGUUACUCUAGACAUCCUAAUUACUUGGGAGAGCAAUUGUGGUGGUGGGGAUUAGUUAUAUUUGCUUGGAACCUUGGUCAAGGAUGGACUUUGGUAGGUGCGUUGGUUAAUACUUUGUGUUUGGUCUAUGUAACAAUCCUUGUUGAGCGUCGGAUGGUGAAACAGCAAUACAGAGCUGAAGCUUAUAGAGCGUAUCAGAAGACAACCUCGGUGUGGAUUCCAUGGUUCAAAUCUCAUGAUGUUGCUACUAAAGACAAGAAUACUUGAAGGGAAGCUUUGAUUAGUUUGUUUCAAUAGAGAUCCUUAGCUGUGUAUUAUAAGCAUUGUUUGGUGUGUUUUUUUUCCUCUCAUUUUAUUUCAUUGGUUAUGUUUUCUUUGGUCUGUGUGUAAAUUUGCAUUAAAAAUGGGUUUUUCUUUUGUCUAUUUGGGCUUUGUCAUGUCUAGUAAUCAAUCGUACUAGUUAUUUUUUAUCUAUACUGAAUA